Molecule: messenger RNA, 3030 nt
Organism: Torulaspora delbrueckii
Lineage: Eukaryota; Fungi; Ascomycota; Saccharomycetes; Saccharomycetales; Saccharomycetaceae
Exons: 1
Coding region: 1-3030 (1009 amino acids)
Biological process (GO): regulation of cell shape
Molecular function (GO): protein binding
Source: RefSeq, a predicted model, not a curated record
AUGGCACCUUUCAAUUUCAAGAAGAAGAAGGAGAAGAAGGAGGCUCAUUCCGAGUCUCCUACUAGUACAUCUACGCCUUCUAAAGGUGCAACUUCCACCGCAGCAUUCCAGAGUUACUUCCAACAGCAGAGACAGGCACAGGCGGGACAACAAAGACCCCACAGUGAGCCUCGCCAGCAACAGCAGUUUCGUGUUUAUCCCACACCACCUUCCAGUCAACAGCGUAAUGUUUCGGGAGCUUCGACUUCUUUAGUACAACCUCAGAGGGAGUAUACUCCCUGGAAUCGAGUAAAACUUCAGGAUUCACCUUUUCCACGUUACAGGCAUGUUGCAUCGUCAUAUGUGUCUGAUGAUAAUCGCAUCUACGUGAUAGGAGGCCUGCAUGAUGAAUCAGUGUAUGGUGAUACGUGGAUCAUUAACGUCGAUGACAGUGGUACGCAAUUUUCCUCCAAGACAGUCGAUAUAAGUGAAUUCACACCACCACCUCGAGUCGGCCAUGCAGCUACUUUAUGUGGUAAUGCGUUCGUGAUAUUCGGUGGUGAUACGCAUAAGGUGAAUAGCGAGGGUCUUAUGGAUGAUGAUCUGUACCUGUUCAAUAUAAACUCUUUCAAAUGGACUAUUCCACACCCCGUAGGACCACGUCCAUUGGGGAGGUACGGUCACAAGAUAUCUAUCAUUGCUACGAACCAGAUGAAAACCAAACUUUACCUCUUUGGUGGUCAGUUCGAUGAUACUUUCUUUAACGAUCUCGCCGUGUAUGAUUUGUCUUCAUUCAGAAGAUCUGACUCUCACUGGGAAUUCCUGAAACCAAAGACGUUUGUGCCUCCACCUUUGGCUAACCACACAAUGGUUUCAUACGACCAUAAACUAUGGAUCUUUGGAGGUGACACAAUGCAGGGCCUGAUAAACAAGGUCUUUGUGUAUGACAUCAUGUCGAAUGACUGGUCUCUGGUGGAAACGACAGGAGCAAGGCCACCUCCUCUUCAAGAACAUGCAGCACUUAUUUAUAAGGAUUUGAUGUGUGUGGUUGGCGGGAAGGACGAGCAGGAUAUCUACUUGAACAGCAUCUACUUUUUGAAUCUAAAAUCAUGUAGAUGGUUCAAAUUCCCUGUUUUCAAAGCUGGAAUACCUCAAGGUCGUUCAGGGCACUCUAUUACAUUGCUAAAAAAUAAUAAGAUACUAAUAAUGGGCGGUGAUAAGUUCGAUUAUGCUUGCCAGGGCGAAUACGAUCUCAGUACUAGCGAAACGGAUAUGGGGAGAGGCACUAUUCUCUAUACUCUUGAUUUGUCACGUCUAGGCGACCUGUGUCCCGGCAUAUUUGAUGUCUCAGAGCCCUUCAACCCAACUACACCACCAAUCAACGAUUCCACCUUCGCAGCAGCAACAAAAAGUUCUCAACCCCAGCCAAACAUUCUCACACCAUACAAUGCCGAAGUUAAUCAAACACCCAAGGCUACAAGAACACCUUUGCAACAACAAUUGGAAACUCCGCAAUCAAAAGUUAUUCAACAUAGUGAGGAGGAUGAAGAACGCCCUUCUUUCAAGAAGAACGAAGAAUUAGAAGUUCCACCUCGUAACAUCAACCGUGAUAUCAGGGCCAUUAAGAAGCCAGUUUCACCAGUCCCACAACUAGGGAAUUCUGAGGAAACACCGGGACCGCGAGUCGCAUCUUUAAGCUCUGAACACAGGGAAGAUCAAGUAAGCACAGAGGAUGAAGUCGGAGUCGCCACUGUAGCAAGUUCUCCGCUUAAAGGAGACAUCAAAUACGAUUCACAGGUCCAACAGCAGGUUAUGAGAGCGCCUGAACCAAGCAAUUUGAAAGAGGCCGUGACAAUCAAGAAAAUUGACGAACCACAGAGCCCAAUUCCCAACAAAGAAGCAGAACCUGCGAAUACCAAAUCCGAGCAUGCAGUUACAAAAUCGAUUUCGAGAGAAAAUGUUAGUAAAGAUGUUUUGGCUCAUCUGCGGUCAGAAUUGGAACAACUGAAGUUAGCCACAGAGAGCAAGGCUACCGAAGCGAGUGCAUAUAUAAAGCAGCUUGAGGGUGAAGUUCAAAAAUUGACCUCUGGUGCAUCAAAAGAUGAAAAUGGCACUAAUCUUGUAAGCUUGCAAUCCCGUUACGAUAUACUCGAAGCCGAUCAUAACAGCAUGAAAGACCAUGUGAAGGAAAUGGAGAAACUAUUGAGCUCGAGAUUUUUGGAAGUCGAAACAUUGAAUAAAAUUGUGCAGGAUCAAAACGAUAAGAUCGAUGAGUACGAAAAAGAGCCUUCGUAUAAAACAGAGCUCGAUAGUAUGAAAGAGCAAUAUGCUUCGCAAGUUAAGCAAAAUGAGGACUUGAAGAAGACGUUACAAGAAUCGGAUAGCAAAUUCAGGCAAGAUGUCAAGAAUUUCUCGGCGCAACUGAAUGAGAUGAUUUCACAAUGGAGGUCAAAAGAUGUAGUAAAAGAUCCUGAAGGAGAAGGCUCAGAAAAGAGUCUUAACAUUAUAGGGAAUAGUCGUCAUCAUCAAGCUGUAAUCAACAAAUUACAAACGAGGCUGGACGAGUUGCUGCAAAGCAGCGACGCUUUACAGAAAUCCCGUGAAGAAUUGCAUACAAAUUACCAGGAUCUAAAAGUGAAACACAGCACUUUAAGCGAAGAGUUACUGUCAAAGAAGAAUGAGCUUGAAAAAUAUGAAGACGAUUACGAAAGUAUCUUAAGUUCAGCUACAAACGCCAGUAAAGCUCUUGAAAUGUCACAACAAGAAGUACAGAAAUACAAACAGGCAAACAAGAAACUCAAAGACGAGUUGGAAGAGUUGACCUACGCACAUGAGUCAUCAGUCGGAGAGGGAUCGAAUGUAUCAGAAACGAGAUUGGCAAGCGGAAGCAGCGGUACAUCUGCUCAGGACUCCAACAUGAAGUUUGCUCGUUAUAAUGCAAAGAUCAAUGACUUGAAAGCGGAGUUGUAUAUCAUCAAACAAGAGCGAGACAAUUUGAAAGGUGAAGUGCUUGAUCUGAAGAAAAAGCAGUUAGUAAUGGAUGAAGAGUAA